AUGUUAGUGACAAUGGAAGGAAUUGCACAACGAUUGUUUUUUACUCUAAGUAAAAAUACUUACACUUCCGACAUGGAAAGUGAUGAGGAAGACGCUACCCUCAGUGAUGUUUCUUAUACUUCCGACAUGGAAACUGAUGAUGAAGGCGCUAUCCUCAGUAAUGUUUCUGAUGAGGAAAUAGAUGGAGAUGACGAAGACGCCAUCGCCAUCGACGAUGACCAAUAG
This is a messenger RNA of Cercopithifilaria johnstoni, 225 nucleotides long. Lineage: Eukaryota; Metazoa; Nematoda; Chromadorea; Rhabditida; Onchocercidae. The record is from the annotation of a GenBank genome assembly.